Molecule: messenger RNA, 1994 nt
Organism: Cannabis sativa
Lineage: Eukaryota; Viridiplantae; Streptophyta; Magnoliopsida; Rosales; Cannabaceae
Exons: 5
Coding region: 2-1006 (334 amino acids)
Source: RefSeq, a predicted model, not a curated record
AAUGGAGUUUAUUGGCCGAGAAGAGUCAGAUGAUGACUUUGAUGAUGUUCCAUUCUCAAAGUUUAAUGUUGAUAGAGUUGGAUCUUCUGGUGUACAGAAGGAGUUUACUGGUGGGUUUGAUGUCGAUGGUGUGAUGCGUAAGAUGAAGGAGUUUAUUUCUAGGCAAAAGAAGACUGAUGAGUCUAUUGAAGUAUUGAAUAAUGUGUUGGAGGGUAGAUUCAAGGAGUUGCAGUUAAGUCUUCAGUCGUAUAUUAACUCAAAGAUCAGCGAAGGCUUGGUUUUUUUUAUGGAAUUGAAGUUUAAUGAGUUGAAGGAAGCUAUUGAAAAUGCAAAAAUUUCUAAAGAUGGAAAUGAUAGUCCUGAUGAGAGCGAUGGCAAGAAUGAUGAUUUAAAUGAUGUUGAAGUUUUUGAUGUGAAAAGUCAAGAUGCAAUUGAAACUGUUGGACUCGAUGAGAAUAUCCAAUAUACUCAGGUUUUUAAUGAUGAUGCUCCUUCAUUUGAUAUUAUGAGUUUUAUUUCUAGUAAACCUGAUUGGUUUACUGAAGAAAAAAAGAAUACUGAUAAAUUGAAUGAUGAAGAACAGGUUGUUGAUGAUCAUGGCCUAUUUAAGGAUGUUGUUAAAAAAUCUAAGGAGGAUGAAGAUGAUGGUGGUGAUGACCAGGGUUUGGGGGGUGGUGAUGCUGUUAAAGCUAUUGGUUCAGAUGGGACAAAUAAAGACAAUGUUGAGGGAAAGAAUACUGAAGAAGCAAAAGAUGUUGCAGAUGGGAGUAAUAAAGAUAAUGUUGAGGGCAGAGCAGUUGAUGUAGAUGCAAGUGUAAAUGAUGUUGAAGGUGUUUGUAGUAAGGGAAAGUUGUUUGAUAGUCAAGGCACUGAGGAUAGUAUCACUGUGUCUGCUUUGGAGAUUAUAAAUGAAAAGAUUGAUGCCUAUGAGGGAAGCAUUAAAAAGGUUUGUCAUUUUUUGUUUACUGUAUACUUUUUUGUUUAUUCAGUUUAUUUUAUAUUUUGAAUCAUUUUGUCAUGUUUAAUUAUUUUUAUUUUUUGUUUUUAGGACAAGUCUUUAAAUAAAUUAGAGGCAACAAAUGCUGAUGUUUUAUCUACCUAUGGGUUGGACAAGGUUUGUUUACUUUUUUUUUUUUAAUUCUUGAUUAUGUUCUGAGUAUUGAUUUUUGGUUUAAUAUGUUUACAUAUUUUUUGUUUUUUUUUUUGCAUGAUAUUUUAAGACUGAUGUUGUUGGUGUUGAGAAGAAGCAUGGUUCUGAAGAAAGCUUUUCUGUAUCUACCAUGGACGUUGUUAAUGAUCAUUUGGUUUCCUAUGAAGACAGUUUGAAAAAGGUUUAUUUUUAUUUUGUUUAUGUUAUUUGGUAGUUUAUUUUUUUUUUCUUUUCACUUACUUUUUUUUUUUAUUUGUUUGUAAUUGUUUUGAAUGCUAGGGAAAGUCUAUAAAAUUGGAGGAAGAAACUCCUACAGUUGGAAAUAGAGAGAGGAAACCUAGUUCUGUAUACAACAGUCCGUAUGCCACAGAAUUUGGUUCAGGUAGUAUUGGUAAACCAAAAGGUGGACGUCCUGGAUCAUGUGCUUUUGGAUUUGGCUUUUUCAAUGUGAUUGAUGAUGUGCAAGCUAAAUCUUUUGAUCAGUGGUUUAAGAUUGGGUUUAAUGAUAAAAACAAAGUGAAGAAGUUUAAAGAAUGUCAUAGGAAGCUUAAGGUUCCAUUGGAUUUUGUGGUUUGUCAAAUUGAUGAUAAGAUGUGGUUCUAUGAUUUGCUUACUGUUGGGAAGAACUUGUCAUGCUCGCAUAUUGAUGUUUGUUUCUACUAUUUGAGAAAGAAGUUAAAGUAUGACCAGUCUGUGAAAAUUUCUGGUAAUACUACUGAUUGCUUCUUUGCUUCUCAAAUUUUUGAAUUAUAUAAUGAGUUUGUUGCAAGUGGUGAAAAUGUUGAUUCGGUUAAGAAGGAUUCUAAGGCAGCUGCAUACAUAGCGGGUUUUUAUAUGUUAUGCA